ACUUCUAGCUUUCCAAAAGCUGAAUCUAGAUGGCUCUUCUUCAUAGCUGUAAAAUUUGCCUAACCAAUUUUGUCACCCAACAAACCAAGUCUCUUGUGCUGUCCUGCUCUCAUCCUAUUUGUGAGCUUUGUAUUAAGUCAAUAUGCAUUGAUCAGUCAGUUGUUUGCCCAGUUUGUUGGAAAAUGACCCAGUUGCAAAAUAACAUAGGAAGUCCACUUUAUUCAAGUAACACAAACAGUCUUCCUGCUCAGACAAGAUCAACAACAAUGCUUGACAACAAUCUGACUUCAAGACAUGUUCCGAUUCAAUUGGAGAAGAAAAUAAGAAAUAAAAAAGAGGAAAUUCCACUAAUAAGCAUUAAGAAUGGUGAUUACAGGGUUCCUGGGCUGACAGAGAUUUCAGAUAAAAGAAUUGAGCACACAGUUGAAAAUCUUAAUACCUUUUGCGAAGAAGUAAUCUAUCAUGAUAACAGUGAGCUUUUCAAGCAAAAGAAAAAUAGUAACCCAGUUCAGAUAGAAAUAGUAAAUGAAAAGCUCAGGUUAAAGUUUCCAAAACAAGAGUACCAUCUGCCUUUGAGGAGCCUCAAUAAAGAGCUGAAUCCUCCCAAAUCUGAUUUCAAAAGCAAGCCAAAAAAUCACUACAGUGAAAAAGGACUGGGUGAAAUGAAAACUCGAUGUGCAGAAAAAGACGAUAACUUAAGCUCCACUAAGAACACGUCAAUUGAAGAAAAUGAGAAAGGCUCUAAUGCACUAAUCACUAUUCUGCCCCUUGAGAAAAAGAACUUUUUCGUACCGAAAUUUGGUGCCAAUACAAUUCUAUCGAAACAUUAUCGAGUGAGAAUUAUGGCGGUCUUUGAUCCACACAGGCUGUAUAUCCAAAUCGUAGAUGAUGACCUUAGACGCCUGAGUUUGCUCAGUAAACAAUUGCAGUUGCAAUUCGAACCACUUUCAAGGAUCGCCUUGAAAAUAUCAGCAAUUAAAAAUCCAGUAGAAGGUUGUGCCUGCGCUAUACUGUAUGAUGGGAUUUGGCAACGAGGAAUGGUGAAAAGUCAGAUUAGGUCUACAACUACUCUACAAAAUGUCGAAGUCAUGCUAGUUGACACCGGCUUUUGCUGUCGAGUGCCUCUCCAACAUAUCCAACCUCUUCACACAAUUUUUCUAGAAUUACCAGCACAAGCUUUGUGUUGUAAACUCGGUGAUAUUCUUCAGUUUGAACUACGGGAUAACAGUAACCAGCCUCUGGAAAACAUGGACCGCUACUGGCCCUCUCAUGUCCUGAAUUUGAUCAAAAGAAAAACAGACAAAAUGGCGGAAAUUUCCGUACUUGAUUUUGUUUCUGGUGGUGUCGGAAGCACGUCCACAACUUUCGAGGCUACAUUAUUGGUUAAGAUGAUCGUUGACGGCGAGCUCACGAGCGUCAACGAGCAAAUUGAUUGUGCGACUUCGAAAGCUCUUUCAGCCAAGGAUAUACAGCAGAGCAAUAAAUUGGUUCUACAAACUGUUACUAAUGUUCCUGCAAAUACCCGGAGGAGAAGAGCGAAAAAACCUAAUAAAAUUCCAGUCCCUGUGAAGCACUUUGACUCACCAAUGGACUCCAAAGUGUGCAGUGACAUUCGCGUAACAGUAAGAACGGCUUCUCCAUCAGGAGGCACGUUCAAUAACUCUUACCCAUCCACGUCGAUCAGUCGUCACUCUGACACUAGCUGUCACAAGAAAAGAGAUGUAGAACAGAAAAGCCCAACAUUACGCAUGGGCAUAUGGACUUACUCAGAUCCUAAAACAGCGUUGCCUCAUUGCUUUGAUGGUGUCGUCACUUGGGUUGACGACAAUGGCGGGUUAUACGUGCACGAUUGUAAAUGGUCGACACAGUUGUCUCUUAUUCGAGACACACUGAAUGCGACCUUCAGUCAGCCUAAACCCAUUGAAGAUGAUGUUCGAUAUCAGCCGGAGGAUGCUUGUCUAGCCAAGUAUGAAAGCAAUUGGUAUCGAGCUAUUAUCAGAGCCGUCAACAAGAAACAAAACACUGCAACGGUGUUUUUCGUUGACUACGGUGCAACAGGAGAUGUUGAGCUCUGUCAUAUUCGAGUUCACACGGUAUUGACUCAGAUACCGGUUCAGACCUUCCGCUGCUUCUUACACAACCUCAUACCUAUGGCGACAGAGGAAUUUGAUGUUAAUGCCAACUGGCCGGAUGCUGCGAUUGGUUAUUUCCACGCUACAGCAAUCAAUCAAGCAUUUAGAAUGAGCGUCAAAUGCUAUUCCCCACUGCGCAUUGCAAUGCGAUUUCUUAAAAACGCAAUGGAUUUGACUGAUGUUAUGGUAACAGCUCAGUUGGGCGAGUACAUCAAUCAGUCGUGAACACGACAUCAAGGAAACAGUAGGAAAAGUUCACACUUACCUGCGAGGUAUACGUUCUGAUUUUAGAGAAAUAUUGUUUAAGCCGUUCAUGAAAGUAACCCAUUCUUAUGUUCCUGUUUUUGUUGCGUUUUAUUUUCCCAAUCUCAUUUUAUGGUUAACGUCUUAUUCCCUAAUGAUUGAGUUAUUUCACGAACCAUUUUCCUUUUAAUUUUUGUCGAAUAACAUUAAUGACUAUCCAGAAGUAAUUAAUCGGGCAGAUGGAAGCUACUGUUCAACGUACACUAUUAUUCACGUUCCAAGUGUUUGAUUUUCGCGUUGCUUACCAAUUACUUCCAGAGAACAAUGUAAUAACGAUUUGGUCUUGGUAA
This is a messenger RNA of Daphnia carinata, 2725 nucleotides long. RefSeq lists its product as uncharacterized. The transcript is spliced from 9 exons. The coding region runs from base 30 to 2357 and encodes 775 amino acids. Lineage: Eukaryota; Metazoa; Arthropoda; Branchiopoda; Diplostraca; Daphniidae. The record is from RefSeq and is a predicted model, not a curated record.